Molecule: messenger RNA, 865 nt
Organism: Vigna radiata var. radiata (mung bean)
Lineage: Eukaryota; Viridiplantae; Streptophyta; Magnoliopsida; Fabales; Fabaceae
Product: 60S ribosomal protein L13a-4
Exons: 4
Coding region: 78-698 (206 amino acids)
Biological process (GO): negative regulation of translation; translation
Cellular component (GO): cytosolic large ribosomal subunit; ribosome
Molecular function (GO): structural constituent of ribosome; mRNA binding
Source: RefSeq, a predicted model, not a curated record
GUUCUCCUCCAUAAGCACCGGGCACCGUGAGAGAAAAGGGUUUGUGCGGUUGUAUUGUGUUGUGUGGUGAAGUGAAGAUGGUGUCGGGUUCGGGAAUCUGCGCGAAGAGGGUGGUGGUUGACGCGCGGCACCACAUGCUCGGUCGACUCGCGUCCAUUGUGGCAAAAGAACUUCUCAACGGCCAAAAGGUAGUGGUGGUGCGGUGCGAAGAGAUAUGCAUCUCCGGCGGCCUCGUGAGGCAAAAGAUGAAGUACAUGAGAUUCCUGCGCAAACGCAUGAACACCAAACCUUCUCAUGGCCCAAUCCACUUCCGCGCCCCCGCCAAGAUCUUCUGGCGUACCGUUCGUGGAAUGAUACCACACAAGACAAAACGUGGUGAAGCUGCUCUUGAUCGUUUGAAGGUUUAUGAGGGAAUCCCUCCUCCAUAUGACAAGACCAAGAGAAUGGUUGUUCCUGACGCUCUCAAGGUUUUGAGACUUCAGAAAGGGCACAAGUAUUGUGUGCUGGGCAGGUUAUCAUCUGAAGUUGGAUGGAGCUACUACGAUACCAUUAGGGAGUUGGAGAAGAAGAGAAAGGAUAAGGCAGAGUUGGUUUACGAGAGAAAGAAGCAGCUCAACAAAUUGAGGGUGAAAGCCGAGAAGAUUGCCGAUGAGAAACUCGGUCCUCAACUUGAUAUUCUUGCCCCUGUUAAGUACUGAGUAGUCUUUUUAGUGUCUAUUAAUUUUUUUGUUGCCACUUUAUACCAAUUGAUCGAACUACCUUUCAAUUUUGCUGGAGGAAAUUUUUGUUAUUGGAUCAUAGCUUUGAAAUCUGAUAUGUGGAAGCUGUUUUUAAUUUAAUUAAAAUUUUAGUAUCAUCCAGAAAA